AUCAGUAGAGUAGUUGAUUGGUGCCGUUGCUUCGGGGAAUAUCUUGGAUGGAGUUCCAAAUUAUUAACAAAAUCUUUAAUAUGCAACUUACACACUUCUGCUUAAUCUGGCUAUAACUUCAGGCCAAUUAGUGAAACACUUAUUCGAACUUAAUAUUCUAAGAUCGAAUUGGAACCAUACCUGGUCAGACUCUUCAGGCCGCUCUCUUGUCCUAACCAUCGAUAGCGUUAUGAUAUCUUACACUAACCUUAGCGUACCUCUUACUACCACACAGUACAUAUAAUACAUAACUUUCCUAAACACUAUGUGUGAGAUUAGAAUGGUCUUCAAAAUCUACAAGAUCUAUUUCCAAAUUAUUUACUGGAACUUAUAUUUACAAUGUUUUAAUGCGCGCCUUGGUCUUGUCUGUUUUACUUUUGCAAUUCAACUCUCUUGACUCGACUUCCUCGACUCUUUCCGAUUAACUUUCGACUUUUUCGAAUAACUUUGCUUUGCAAAUAUUCUUCUUACAUAUCCUUUUACAUGCGACUUUUCCAUUACCUAAAUUAAUCGUGACAUUUUUAAUUCGUUAAUCCGAAUUUAAAAAUGGUGAAGAUUUGUUUUUCAACAGUCGAAAGCCAAGUGUCUUUGCAAAUGCAAAAGCUUUCGAUGUGGGUUUCUCUCUAAGACUGAAAACUAAGGAAAAAAUUCGCCAAAUAUAUUUGACGGCUCCAAACACUUGCGACUCCACUUUUCCAACGUGUCGCUAAAGUGUUUACAAGCAACUAAUCCAUUGCUUCCCCUCUGGAACUCAAUGCCUUCACGGAUAUGCAAUGUUUUAAAUGCGCUUUAACUAUUGUCGCCUUAUUAUACUGUAGAUACAUUAAAUAAUAAAACACCGAAUGACGCAUUCUACCAGUUUGGCGUGAUCUGAAAAGAAUAAUCAGGUUGCAAAAAAGAAGAGAGCUUUCCCGCCAAUCUCUCAUUAAUUAAUUUCAAUCGGAGCAGCUGUAUACCAAACCAAAGCAGAGAACUGUACGGAGCUUGCAUGAACAAAUAAAUUGUCUCUUAACUUUUGAAGGCUGUUUUUGCCAUUACAAAAUAUACUUUGGUUUAGUCCGUAGCUUGUAAACCAAUUAUCAAACAUUACUCCCCUGAACUUUCAGGUUACCUUUGUGUCAAAUUUCGCGUCGAUCGGGUAUUUUUUGUUUAAGAUACCGGAUUCCCUAUGAUUAUGAGCGUGUGAGGGCCACCGUGCUAUGAUUUGUUAUAAAAUCGUGGGGUCCGACUAUGGUCAACUGAGUUUGCCAAUUUGUUCAAAAUUGUAAGUGUGAGCCUACAAACGUAAAAAUGAUGCAGCGAUUUUCGUAAAUGACGUUUAAAAAUCAGUUCAAUGCCUCUUUAGUUAAUUGAUUCUAAAAGAUUAAAAAAUGCGAAAUCCUUCCACAAGUAAGUUACUAACCGUAGCAAAUUUUCAACAUCAAUAAAUGGUUACUAAUUCUGAGAUCCGAGCUUUAUUCGAAUUACGGAACCCAUUACCACUUUUAGAUUAAAACAAUCUUUGGUUUAGGUUUUUGCCCGGCCGAAAGUCUGCAUCGAACCGACACCCCGAUUGCCGAAUGACAUGCGCACACUCAAGAGCAAUUUUCAUACAUUGGAUUAGCAAUGAAAGAUUCUUUAUAGUGUGAUCUCAAGUGAUAUUUGGUUGGAAAGCAGCACAAACCCGUUCUCAUCAGUAAAGUCGGCUUGAAUUUUGAGAGACUUUAUGGUGUGUCCUCUGCAUUGUUGCAGUUACUGCAUAGGUACGUAGUACUACCUAGUAUUGUUUUUUUCUUUGUCUAAAUAAAGACGGUUUUCGCAAGUUACAAAUAUUUAUUUAAUAUGUGCUUCCAGUCAUCUUAUUACAAAUGACAUAAUGAAAAUUCAAUAUGUAAACAGGUUGACCUUUAUUUUUAUGCCAUUUUAAUAAACAAAAAAAGGAAAAAGUAAAAAAACGAAUUCACGAUUUUGCAAAGAAUGAAAAAUAAUGAAAAACAAGAAAUCGACGUAAAUUGUAUUAUUAUUUUGAAAAAUUUAUGAAUACUAAAAAUAAAACGGCAUGAACUGCAAUAUUAAGUAAAUGUCAAGUUACGAAGACAAUAAUGAAAUUGAAUUAAAAAAAAAAAAGAAAAAAAAAAGAGAUAUGAAAAUAAGUUACUAGAAACAAAGCUUAAUGAAUUGACGAUAUUUGCUUAAAAUAUAAAAUGAAAUAAUUCUCGCUCAAGGUGCCUUGCCUUACAUGUGCAAAUACAUAAUUGGAGGCGGAGUAAUUAAAAGUGAAAAAAGAAAAGAUGAUAAUAAAAACAGCAUAAACUAAAUAAGCAGAUAGUUGCAAGGCCCAAAAACAUGACCACUCACAAUGAUUAACUGAAACCUAUCUAUAAAUGUCGAUCUUUUUAUGCGCAACAUUCUCUAUUCUAACUCGCUUAGGUACCGGCUUUUUGUACCGACUGCAGAUGAGCCGUUGGAAGUAGGCAAAGAGAAUAGCAAAAUGGAUUUACUGUAAUCUGUCAGUUGUACCGUUGUGCACGAUUAGAACUUCAACGUUUUGCGCAGCAGGGCCAACUUUGUAUAAAAAAUAUUAAACAAAUUUAUCCGGUUUACUUAAAACUUGUCUGAAGCUGAAAUAAAAAAAAAAAAACAAAACAGAAAAAUCAAAAAUAAAUAAAAAAGGAAAAAAUAAACAAAGGCAAGAAAACGAUUACAUUUGCAUAUAAUAAUGAAUUGGCCGACCGUUAGACUUCAAUGGCGAUGUUGUUGGUGGCAAUUCACCAGUCUUACCAUCUUUAUGCUUACUAUACUGAUGAGCUGCAUUAGCGGUGGUAGGAAAGGCAUUGCUAACGCACAAGAAUAUUAUAUACCAAAUAGUCAAAAUCGCUUUGUGCCAUCCUCAUCGUAUCCAAAUACAAGGCAAUUAUCCAACGGCUUUACACGUUCAACAAAUGGUGCUGGCUUUCCGGGCGCUCAGCCCGGCUCUUAUCAAGAUCAAAUACUUUUCAUCGGCAACGAGGCGAAAUCACCUGUACAAACUCUGGGCUCUUCGUCGGCUUAUAAUCCUUUUAAUACACAAUUUGCGAAUAAUCGCAAUAACGAUUUUUAUGAUAUAUCUCCGCGGCCUUUUGGCGCAACAAACCAACCGAAUGGUGGGAGCUCAUCAUUAAAUACCGGCUAUACGCGAAGUAAAUCGUUAAGGCCGGGAAACAGUUUAACACAAAGCAAUGGAUUUGUCCCGCAAAGAGCAAAUGUACCGCAUCAGCAAACACAAUUUUUAGCUCAAUUUAACGAGCCGACGGCGGAUAAAGGUACAUCUCCUAAUCGUAUACCUUUCACCAGUUUUGGUAGUUCGGGGUCGCGACCAUUCGGUACAGGUGGCUUUACACCGAGUAAUAAUCGUAAUAGACAAUUAGGCACAUCUUACAAUUCAGAUGUACCUUUAGGUCCUGUGACGCCCCAACAACUUCCUUUUCGUAAUACCCGUAACCGGUUUCAACCCAAUUCAGCCUCCAGUACGUCCUCGACCAGCACAACUUCAACAGAGUCUUCAACUAGUAAACGUUACAAUCGUUUUGGUUCGUCAAGAACUCAGCAAUUUGCCAACAAUGGUUUUCGCUCAUCCACACAAAGUAGUAUUCCAGAAAAUAAACCUAGUGCUAAUAGAUCGUCUGUUUAUAAAUCCAGAAGGCCCAUAUAUACCAGUCGCGAGGUAAAUGAACCUGUACAAUCCGCAAAAGUACGUAAGUUAUUUGGCGAAAAAAUGGGACGAGUUAAAUUGCCUUCAAAGGACAAAUUACUGAAACAACAAAUAUCAGCCUCGUCGUCACCUUUCAAAACGGCCAUUAGUCAACUACACGAAAAACAGGCCGAGCCUCUUAGCGUCGAAUAUGAUGAAGAGUUGCAUGAGGUCGGGGAGAAUCAUCUCGGUCGUGAUAAUAAUGAGACCAGCUUGGAAAAAUUGCAGUUACACGAAGCAGAAGUUAAAACUGCGAUAGAAAAGUCUUUAGAAGUAGCCAAAACAAUUAAUAAAGAAGAGCAGGAAGAUAUUUCAGGUCAAAAUUCUGCUUCGGAAAGUUCUGAAGCCGAGAGCGACAAGGAAGAUAAUGAGGAAAAAGAAGAAUCUGAGGAAUAUGAGCAAAGUCAAGAGGACACAGGCAAUGACAGUGAAACUUCACCUGCCAGAACAAACGAAAGCGUGGAAAAGCAUGUUGAAAGUACUUCAAUUGAAAGCAGCACAGAAAGGUCAACGGAAGACGAUAGCUAUGAUUCGACUGAAAAUUUAGGAAAGUCAAAUUUGAAAACUACUUUCGAACCAAUCGCUAUACCUAUAACAACUGAACAUUCUUCAGUAGGUGAUGCAGACAGUCUUCUAGUAACCACUACAAAACCUACUAGCGGUGUGAAAAAACAUAGUUUUGGUGAGAACAUUAAAGAAGGAAGUGCUGCAAAAGCUGACGACGAAGAGGACGAGGCUGACGAAGAUGAUGACGACGCAGACGAAGAUGAUGGAGAAGAAGGUGAAGAGGAAGGUGACGAAGAAUAUGAUGAAGAAGAAGACGAAGAAGAAAGUGGUGACGAUCAAGUUGAAGUAGAUGAUCACACCGUUCGAGAGGGUUCAGCCAGUUUGCCUAUCGAUCAAGAAAGCCCUGCGACUACUGCGAUGUGGACAGACGAUGAAAUUUUGGAUAGGGAAGUUGUAUCGGUUGUUACCACCAAAAGCGUUAUUAAUGGUUCUACAUCUGUUCCUUCCCCGGUUACUCCGAAGUCAAUUACAUCUGUCCUUCAAGAAGAAACUAUUGAGAACAAGUUGUUCGCUGCUACUGAGUCUUCGCUCGAAUUAAAAGAAACGUCCAUCACAGCAAAAACAUUAGGAGAUGCUAACGAAAAUCAUACUGUACAACCUUCAGUGUCAACUAGCCGUAGUGAAAAUGGAGCCAGAUUUAUGCCCUUCCCCGCUGGUCAGCCGGAAGGAUCUAAUAAAUAUGCGGAGAUAGAAAACGUUGAUGAGAUCGUCAAACCCGUGACCACCUCUGUCCCAGCAGAAUCAUCUACCAGCCCGCCAGCUUCGUCCUCUACUGAAAGCAUAAUCGAUAAACUGGACAGAGUACAAUCUGAGCUUUCUAGCGGCUUACUAGCAGGCAAAUAUCCCAUUAUAAGUCAAAUGGAUAUUUCGACCCAAGCUACAACGUCUACUUCAGGUUCAAAAUUCGUACCAAAUAUACGCAAAUUUCAACCAAAAACCACUUCGUCUCCUAAAGUCAAAAUUCAUCGAUUUGAAGAAACUGAAAUGGAUGAUUUGGCUGGAUUGUUGCCAGUAGGCUUCAAACCAAAGCCUUCAUAUAAAAAUCGGAAAAUCACUACAACCACCACAACAACAACGACAACAACCACAACCACCGUAAAACCAAAAUUGGGUAUUAAAGGAAUAGAGUUCAAGAAACCUAUACGCAACUCGACUAUAAGUCGUUCUUUCAAGACUUCCUCGGUGCAAGCACAAGACGUUGGUCUGAGUGGUUUAUUGUCCAAAUCUUACAAGCCAUCCGUCACAACAACAACAACUGCGGAAACUCCCAAAAAUGAAUUCGAUAAUCUCCUAAGUAAAAUUAAAUUUGAUGAAAAUCCUGAUAAGCUGUUACCCAAAGAUUAUAAAGUGCCCACUACUAACAAGCCAGCGGUUACUUUAGUCAAUGAUUUAUCUAAAUUUCUGCCACCUGGUUACCGAGUGAACGAUACGGUUGGAACCAGCACAACGAAACCUUUAUUAACUCCGUCUUCAGAGACAAUUAUUACGGCAAAGAAUAAUGAUGAUGGGAUUUUAACCAUUGAAAGUGAUGACUUAAGCAAAUAUCUUCCGCCCGGUUAUAAAUUGAGAACAACUAAGAAACCUUCUAAAUUGGAACCUGAAACUAUAGAUAUUUCUCAAUUGUUGCCAAAGGGAUAUAAACCGGACGGAGUUAAAGUUCAGAAAUCAGAUGACAUUUUUAUGAAAAUAGAAUUCAAGGACGCAGCUUCGUUAUUACCGGCCGGUUUCAAAUUAAAUACUACCGAAAGUUUGAAUAAACAGCAUCCAGCGUCUACGAGCACUACCACUUCAACGACCACAACUAUUAAGCCUGAUGGAGCUUCUCCAUCUUCUGCUAUCUCUUCAACCGUAUCUUCAUCGAUUACUACUGGUCUUAAAGUCGUGUUCCCAAAAGGUAUUCAUAAGCGAAUAGGAGCUCAACGGUUAACGACACCAAAAUCUAAUGAUUAUAUUGAUUUGGGUCCUACUGCACCCUCUGUGGUAAUAAAAAAAGGUCCACCGACUAGAGCUACCACGGAAUUUACAGGUUGGCCAACGCCCUCAACUACACCAAUUUCUAUCGAGAAGCUAUUGGAACAAGCUAGAACAGUUUCCAUAAACUUUGAGGAUCUUUUAUCGUCAACUUCUAGCACUUCAACAACGACGACUACGACCACUACUACGACAACGACUACACCGAAACCCACAAGACCCGGUCACUGCACGCUGGACUGUGAUUUGGCCGCAACAAUAAGAAUUAUAGAAGGUGUUGCAUGGAAGCCGGAAUUAUUGGAUCAUAAUACCCUUGAAUGGAAGAAUUUAGCUCGAGAAGUAGAAGCUCAGCUGAACGAAGUCUACUCGGGUGCUCCACAACUUAGUAAAUGGUACAAGAAAGUACGCAUUGAUAGUUUUAGUAAAGGUAGCGUUUUGGUUGAUUAUUACGUGGAAUUGGCUAACAUAACUAAAGAUGUUAACACCUUACAAAUCAAGAAACUUUUCCAUUCGGCGUUAACACCCCAACCUUUGGUACCGGAAAAUUCGGAAUCUGAGAAUGAAACGGAUGGCGAUGAUGAAAGUGAGGAAUACAAACAGGAUUUGAAAGAUGAGAAACUAGUCAAGGAAACGUUUUUAAUGGGUAAAUACGUUAUCGAUCCAGUAGCGACGGAUUUUACAGUUAUACCAAAGUCUCUGACUCCCGGCAUAGAAUAUGCCGAAGAAGAUCUAUUAAUACCGCAAUGGGCUAUAGUGAUUAUUGUGAUAGGAGUGGGUUCUUUAGUCUUUGUAGUAGCUUUCGGGGUAACAGUGCUACUUAAUCGUCAGAAACGCUCUAAAAAGACUCCUAUACCGUUGAGUAAUGACAUGUUAAACGAAUUGAAAAUCAAUCAUAUGGGUGGUGUAGACAAUUAUGGUGUUGAUGAUUUCUAUAAUAUCGAUGACGCCUGGAAUGAUACUAAGGAAUCUAUUAAACCCAAGCGUUUUACAAAUUCUGUGCACGAUAGUAGCGGUUCUAAUAUUUAUGAUAGUUGGCGCUCCAAUCGUCAUGGUGAUUAUUAUUUUGAUAAUCAAAAUUAUACACAGAAAGGUGAUUCCUUAGAACGAUCUCUUAAACAUCAUCCGCCUUCUUCUCACUAUUCGGGACAUCAGCACACACCAAUUUACGGUCAUCAGUAUCCUGACGCAUUUGCGGAUGCUCAUCAAAUGUAUACGUAUAAUAAUCAGGUGAAUAGUAGUAGAGCACGUUAUCCAAGAGAUUAUGAUCCAGAUUUUUAACUUUAACUCCCGAGUUAUAAACUCGCAUAGACUAAUUUAUUUAAACAAAUGAAUGUGAAGAAAAAAUCCCCAUAAGAUAUUUAACCCAAUCAUUUUUCUUACUUCUUAAUACUUUUUUUGUAACUUCUACUCUUCUUUAAACUCUCCGAAAUUCAAUAAAUAUCCAAAGUAUUCAAAGUAACUUUCAUAAAACACUUGCUUUACGAUGUAAUUAAAAUAUUGGCAAAUAUUCGGCUUUUUUUAUUUUAAUUUAUAUGUGAUUUUUGAAAAUAUUUAUUA
This is a messenger RNA of Glossina fuscipes, 7843 nucleotides long. Its product is annotated as flocculation protein FLO11. The transcript is spliced from 9 exons. Bases 2738 to 7564 code for a protein of 1608 amino acids. The record is from RefSeq and is a predicted model, not a curated record. Lineage: Eukaryota; Metazoa; Arthropoda; Insecta; Diptera; Glossinidae.